This is a messenger RNA of Ilyonectria robusta, 633 nucleotides long. RefSeq lists its product as uncharacterized. The transcript has 3 exons. The record is from RefSeq and is a predicted model, not a curated record. Lineage: Eukaryota; Fungi; Ascomycota; Sordariomycetes; Hypocreales; Nectriaceae. Bases 1 to 633 code for a protein of 210 amino acids.
AUGGCGCUGCCAAUUUGCCGGAAAUGGCUUCCACCGGAUGACGAUGCUGGGGCUCACGUGUGCCGCGAGUGCCACGCCGGCUUGGAGGCUGCAAAACUGCCCACAGCCUACUCCGUCAACAAUAUGGACAUCGGAUGUGAGCAUCGGUACCCUGAAGUGCUUGAUGACCUCUCUCCCGUUGAAGAGAGGCUGAUUGCUCUACAGGCCCCCUUCGGCUACAUCACAAAGUUCACCGUUGACAAGAAAACCCCGUCGGGACUCAGUUACCGGAAGCAUGUGAAGGGCCAUAUUGUCGUGUCUCCGAACAAGGUGGAGGAUCUUGUUGACACAGUUCUCCCCCACCAUCUUCUGGAGACUUUCGAGGACAUCACAUCCACGUCUCUUGGAGCGGCUCGAGCAAACCUGACCCUGCGGACGUUGGGCACCUUCUUCAAAGUGCGGAAAUCUCGUAUAAGGAUGCAGGCUGAAUACAAAAGAUGGCUUUCAACCUUUUCCAAGCUACUGCAUAUCGGAUCCCAGCUGCAGGUCUCACCUGCAUACCCCUCUCAAGAAGGUAGUAAUAAGUCGACGGAGUUUGCCGAGCAGUCCAGGGAUACGAAUAGUUACAUUAUUUCGUAUUGCAAGCCACAAUGA